AUGGCCCGUCGUGUCCUCUCCUUCGCCGUCCUGGCCGUCCUUGUCAUCGCCCUGCGCUGGAGUGCGACGGCCUUCCUGCCAGCUGGAAAGCCGCUGCUGCGUGGAGGAGCCACAGGGGCCCUGGCCACCACGGCGGCUGCUGCUGGAGCGAUGCCGGCCUUGGCCGAGGAGGAAGGUGGCCUUCUGAACUUCGGGAAGGUGGAGCUUGGUGGCGGCUUUGCCCUCAACUUGAACAUCCCGGAUAUCAACUUGGUGAACAUCUCGAUCCUGGUUGCCGGCCUCUUCUACUUCUUGGGCCCUCUCCUCAGCGAGUCCAUGGCCUCGCGCGAGAAGGAGAUCCAGAGCGACAUCGACGAUGCCAUCGCCAAGUACAACGAGGCUUCGACGCGCCUGGCAGAGGCCAAGAAGGCGAAGGAGCAGGCUGAUGCCGUCGUCAAGGAGAUCAACGACAGCAUCGCCAAGGACAUUAAGGAGUUUCAGGACACCCUUAAUGCCCAGGCCACGAAGUCCCAGGAGGCCCAGGACAAGGCGCUGGAAUCCAGCCUGAAGGACAUGGAGUCUCGCUCCGCCGCGAACCUGGAGAAGUACGUUGACGCUGCAGCGGUCAGGCGUGGGCUCAUUGAUCUGCAAAACCUCUCCCAAAGGCAAAAGACGCAGUUCAUGGACGCGGCUAUCAACUCCCUCUGA
This is a messenger RNA of Symbiodinium necroappetens, 687 nucleotides long. NCBI's taxonomy places the organism in Eukaryota, Dinophyceae, Suessiales, Symbiodiniaceae. The record is from the annotation of a GenBank genome assembly.